AUGUCUCAGGAUUAUUUUGGAUUCUCCUGGAGAAGGAGCAAUGCAAGAAACGGCACGACCUCCGUGGCUGUUAACAACGCAGCAGAUAUCUCCGUUAUUGUGAUUUACUUUUUGGUUGUCUUGGCUGUCGGAGUAUGGGCUAUGGUCCGCACCAACCGAGCCACAGUCGGUGGCUUUUUCCUUGCAGGGAGGAGUAUGGUGUGGUGGCCGAUCGGAGCAUCACUGUUUGCCAGCAACAUUGGCAGUGGCCACUUUGUAGGAAUCGCUGGGACUGGUGCAGCUGCAGGAAUAGCCAUCGGUGGCUUUGAAUGGAACGCUCUUGUAGUGGUCGUCAUUCUGGCAUGGCUGUUUGUGCCCAUCUACAUUAAAGCUGGGGUGGUCACCAUGCCUGAGUACCUGAAGAAGAGGUUUGGAGGACAGCGUAUUCGCAUCUAUCUCUCAGUGCUGUCCCUCGUUCUGUAUGUUUUCACCAAGAUAUCAGCAGACAUGUUCUCUGGCGCCAUUUUUAUCAACCAGGCUCUUGGGUUGAAUAUCUACCUUGCUGUUGUCAUGCUGCUAUUGAUUACUGCACUGUACACUGUCACAGGUGGAUUGGCUGCAGUGAUCUACACGGACACUUUACAGACCAUCAUCAUGGUUGUUGGAUCAUUCAUCCUUAUGGGCUUUGCUUUCAAUGAGGUGGGAGGUUAUGAAAGCUUCCAGGAGCGCUACAUGAAGGCCGUCCCUUCUAUGACGACUAACAUCAGUGCAAGCUGCUACGAGCCUCGGGCUGACUCCUUCCAUAUUUUUAGGAAUGCGAUUACAGGAGACCUGCCAUGGCCUGGCCUUGUGUUUGGACUCACCAUUCAGGCCAUGUGGUAUUGGUGCACUGAUCAGGUGAUUGUCCAGCGCUGCCUCUCAGCCAAGAAUUUAUCUCACGUUAAGGCAGGCUGCAUCUUGUGUGGCUACCUGAAGCUGCUGCCCAUGUUCCUCAUGGUUUUCCCCGGUAUGAUCAGCAGGAUCCUCUAUGCUGAUGAGGUGGCAUGUGUGGAUCCAGAUGCAUGUUUAAAAUACUGUGGUGCCAGUGUUGGCUGCACUAACAUCGCUUAUCCCAAACUGGUGGUGGAUCUCAUGCCCAAUGGUCUGCGAGGUCUUAUGCUGUCGGUGAUGAUGGCCUCUCUGAUGAGCUCUCUUACCUCCAUCUUCAACAGUGCCAGUACUCUCUUCACAAUGGACAUCUACACUAAGAUCCGCCGCUCAGCCACUGAAAGGGAGCUCAUGAUUGCUGGCAGAGUGUUUAUCUUGGGCCUGAUUGGUGUGAGCAUAGCAUGGAUCCCCGUGGUGCAGUCAGCCCAGAGUGGUCAGCUCUUUGACUACAUCCAGUCCAUCACCAGCUACCUCACACCACCUGUUGCAGCUGUCUUCAUGCUUGCCAUCUUCUGCAAACGUGUCAAUGAGACUGGUGCGUUUUAUGGCCUCACGAUUGGCCUGUUAAUCGGCCUGUCCAGGAUGAUUGCUGAAUUUGUUUAUGGGACAGGCAGCUGCGUUAACCCCAGUAACUGUCCCACCAUCAUAUGUGGAGUCCACUACCUCUACUUCUCCAUCAUCCUGUUUGUUAUCUCCUGUAUCAUCAUCGUGGGACUCUCACUCAUGACCAAACCCAUUGACGACAAGCAUUUGUAUCGACUGUGCUGGAGCCUAAGGAACUGUACGGAGGAGAGGGUGGACCUUGAACAGGAUGAUUGGAUUGAUAACCAAGGGUCCAACGAUAUGGACAUAGAAGAGCCCGAGGAGGAACCAGGCUUGUGCAAGAAGGUGGUGAUGUCCUUCUGCGGCCUGGAGAAGCAAACAGCCCCGAAGUUGAGUCCAGAGGAGCAGGCGGAGCUGCAGAAGCAGCUGACAGACACCACUGAGAAGCCUUUAUGGAGGAGCGUUGUCAACGCCAACGCCAUCAUCCUCCUGUGUGUGGCUGUUUUCCUUCAUGGUUUUUACGGUUAAUAGGAGCAAACAGAGAUCACAAAAUGCCUCUUACUUACCUGUAAUAAAUAACAGAUGUGGGUUAGUAAGUAGAAGAUGGAAGUAUGGUACUGUAUUCAUUCUACAUAAGCCGUUCUCUGCUCAAAGUUCUCGAGUGCUGUCAUUUAAAUAUAUGCACAUAUACUGUAUGUUGUUUUAAGUGUUAAUGAAUAAAAACAUCUCAGGGAAGAAGGGUUGUGAAUUAAACAGAA
Molecule: messenger RNA, 2207 nt
Organism: Perca fluviatilis (European perch)
Lineage: Eukaryota; Metazoa; Chordata; Actinopteri; Perciformes; Percidae
Gene: slc5a1
Product: solute carrier family 5 member 1
Exons: 15
Coding region: 1-1977 (658 amino acids)
Biological process (GO): transmembrane transport; sodium ion transport
Cellular component (GO): plasma membrane
Molecular function (GO): D-glucose:sodium symporter activity
Source: RefSeq, a predicted model, not a curated record